Molecule: messenger RNA, 7755 nt
Organism: Naegleria lovaniensis
Lineage: Eukaryota; Heterolobosea; Eutetramitea; Acrasida; Naegleriidae
Exons: 1
Coding region: 1-7755 (2584 amino acids)
Biological process (GO): endosomal vesicle fusion; protein targeting to vacuole
Cellular component (GO): late endosome; HOPS complex
Molecular function (GO): protein binding
Source: RefSeq, a predicted model, not a curated record
AUGAGCAAACAGAGUGGUGAUGAUUUGUCCUUCCUAGACGAAGAUGAUGGCUACGAAGAUCAACAACCAGUGGUACGAACCACCACUUCCAGUAGCAGUGGUACAACAACUCCCUCCAACACCAGCACAACACUCAGAUCAUCCACUGCUACCCCUAUUGUUGGAGCGAGUACACCCACACUCAUCCCAGAAGACGACACGAAACACAUCCGAAGAAUUUCAAAAGGUAACAUCAAGAUCAGAAGUGGAGCCAAUUCCAGUACUCCAAAACCAACUUCCAACGUUCUUGAAACGAGUCAAAGUAAUAAUAAUAACAGACUCUCCAUUGGUACACCUUCAUCAUCGAGUGCUGCUUCCUCUCCUCCAUUGAGUACCAUUAGUAGUGGUAUCAGCUCUCCUUCAUCAUCCAUGAACACUCCUUCUCUGAUCACGACUUCAUCUCUUCAAAUGAUGAUGCAAGAGCCAUCAUCAAGUCGAGCCAUGAGUUCAUUGAGUGCCCAACCCUUCAACACUCCCAUCAUCCCAAGAUCCUCCUCACCACCUACUUCUUCGACCACCGUUCAGGUACGAUCACCUUCUUCACCAUCCUCCUCAUCGGGUGGUAGUAGUGGAUUCAAAGUGAUUAAAAAUGUUUCAUCAUCCAAACAAGGAUCCCAACCACCUCAACAACAACAAGCCUCACUUUUAACGGAAUCUCAAGGAAAAAUUCUCUCUAAAAAGUUGAUUAGUGGAUUGAUGAAGAAUAUUGCUGGAAGUAGUAGUAGUAGCAGUAGUGGUGGUAGUAGUAACAAUGUUGGAGGACAAAAUGAGAGUCCGACUGCCUCUUCUUCCAAUAUGGCAUCUUCUCAACAACCACCACUUGCCUUCUUGGACAGUGAAGAUAAUGAUUUGACCAGUUCACAAAUGAGAAAACGAGUUUUGAAAUCUUCACGAGAUGAUGAAGACGAUGGUGAUGGAAAGAAAGUGAAACACAUUACUUUGGAUAAAUUACAAGUGUUGAUGCAAACCUUGGAUAGACACGAUAAGGUUCCAUUGUUAGAUGAAAACAUUAAUAUUCGUGACUUGUUUGAUGAUCCCAAUUCACAAAUUGAUGAGAAGAAAGGACUUAUUUUUGCAAAACCUCCUGCUUUUGAAAGAAAUGAUCAACCUAUUGACAUCGAACUUUUUGAGGAUCUCACAAGUUAUAGUACUAUUCAGAGACGAUAUGUUUCUCAGAGAGAUGAAGCUCUUAGUCAUGAAUUUCAAUUGAAACCAACCAAUUUAGCAAGUGCGGUUCAGGAAGUGAGAGAUUUUGUGAAAAAAGAAAAAGAAAGACAUCAGAAAAUGAUGGAAGGAAGUUCUGAGGCAUCCGCUAGUGCUUCCUCCUCAAAGGAUCCACACGAUUCCACUGAUACACAACAACAACAAUUUUCUGGAUCGUUUGUAGACUUGUCCUCCAUUGCUCAAGAUUCCAAUCAAAAAUCUCAACUUCAAAAACAAGUGGAACAUGAAAGUCACAUGCAACGUGCCAGAAAAGUUUUCCGUCAAAUUGAAUAUCGACAUGUUUUUAAAGAUUUGGCAAACAAAAUUGUCAUGGAAAAAAUUGGUCUUCCUUCCAUCAUUCGUGUGAACAGCAAGUAUAUUGCAGUCGGUACAACGAACGGGCUCAUUGCUCUCUAUCACAGAAAAACUGAGAGCCGUUUAGCAAUUAUGGGCUCCAUUCAAAUGGAGGAAAUUGUUAAUAACAAUGGAUCCAAAGUUGAACGACCAGUUCAAAUCACAACCAUGGAUUUUGGUUCCAAGAUGAAUUUACCCUAUGAGGAAUAUGGAGCCAAAUCAGAACAAGAUCUUCUCUUGUUGUAUUAUAAAAUUUCAAGUGAUCAAGAAGAUUUCACUGUGAAUGCUGCAACAGGAACAGCAAAUAUGAAGGAUCCAUCUGCUCUCGAUCCUAACAACGGUGACCAUAAAGGAGACGGAGAAGAAAAUAUUGAAGUGCUUUCACAGACUUCACGUGUACUUGUGAGCGGACAUUCAGAUGGGUCUAUCAAUAUUUGGAAUUUAUCAACAUUUAAACCUGUGAAACCUUUGAAGGGAUAUUUUAAGAGACCUAUUCACAAAAUUGUCAAUUUCCACAAGACAAGCAAGCAACACAACUCGAUUGAAUUUUUGGCAGUUGAUACAAGCGGAAGAAUGAAAGUUUUCAAUGUGAGAAAAAUUAUGUUUGCCUAUUAUGUGGACGUUCAACCCAUUCACUGGGCUAACAUUCCAAAAGAAGUUCCAGCUUCACCAAGUAGCUCACAAUUAUUGAAGACUGACGAUGAAGGACAAGUCAUGGUUACAGAAACCUUAACUGCUGAACAACAACGAAGCAUGCUUGAAUAUGAAAGAAAACAACAACAAGAAAAGACUCUCGCUCGAUUUUCAGACAUUCAUUUGCUUCCAAAAUCAGAGGGCAGACAUCCUCUUGAUCGAUUUGUCCUAGUGGCUGUCACAACUGAUUCAGAAGUGAUUAUUCACUCUGUGAAACCAAAUUCCAGACAAUUGGCAACUCUCUACAACAAUAGUGUGUUGGAUGCCUCCAGUGGGUCCUCAACUUCGAGUGGAUCUUUCAAUGCCAGAAAGAAAAUUUCACCAAAAAUUGCAUGGAAAGGAAGUCAAAUGGUGGAUGGCGAACACAGGGGCCUAAGCGUGUCAUUGAACGAUCAAAGCCAUCCCUAUUUGGCUGUUGCAUGGGGCAAUAGAAUUGCCUUCUAUCAUGUUGAAGUUCAACAAGCGUCUGGUUUCUUCAGUAUGAUGUUUGGUUCUGGUACUUCAAAUAACAAUUCUGGAUCAUCAAAUUCUUCAUCUAACUUUGGAAAUUCUGGAAGAAACAGUUCGAGUGAUCGAGGAGAUGUUACUUCAAGCCAAAGUGGAUCCUCCAGUGAUUUACCUAACGUUUACUUUGCUUCUGAAAUAUUUGUUCCGUUCCCUGUCGAACAAAUUCAUUGGUUGACUGAUGAUUUAUUUAUUGUUUUUGACUCUAAACUUGGAAAAAUGUUGCUCAUUGAUAGAAAACUUGAAUCUUCCACAAAUUGGAUUGAAGAAGUGAAUUGUAAAGAUCUCAUGUUGGACUAUGUUUCUGACCCAAUGAUGAAUGUUCCAAUUAAUCUCAAGAAGAAGUAUGGAAUUCACUAUGGAGGUGCAUUCAUUCGCGGUGCCUAUGAUGUUUCAUCCUUCCAAUAUAUUGACAUUCUGCGUCACUCCUCUAUUAACACACAAAGCUUGCUUCGAUCGAUUUACACCGGAGGUUCUCUUGACGACGAUACGAUCAGUUUGCCAAGUACGACUCACAGUGCUGCUUCUGAAAUGUAUCGUGCCUACUAUGGUGGUACAGCUGUGACAGUCAAACACAAGAGUCCUACUAUUUAUUUAUUGGGCGCCUCAGAGCUGAGAGCUAUGCGUUGUUUAUCAUGGGAUGAAAGGGUUGUAGCAUUACAAUCCAUUGGAGAGUAUGAAGAAGCAUUGAACAUGUCUGUUGAAAUGUUUAAUGAUCCAAGUGGAAUUGGUGCAUUGAUCGGUCUUCCAACAAAGGAUGAAACUCAACGACAUGAGGCAGUGAGCACGUUGAUUUCUUCAAUUCUUGUUGAUUACAGAGAUACCAAGCUUCAUCAACUUGAACUUGACAGCGGAUUGACACAUUCCAAAGUGGAAAUGUUGGUUCAAGUUGCAAGAAAUUGUCUUCAAAGAGCUAUUGAAAUUAACAACAUUGAAUUGAUCGAGGGAACCUUCUUAUCCUUUGAGCACCACGGUUAUGAUCACAUCUUCCUUCAAUUGCUUGUUGAAGAGUUAAUUUUGAAUGGAGCUCUUUCAAGAAUGAUGACCAUCGAUUCCAAGAAAGCAUCGUAUGCAUUUAUCAAGUCACAAUUCAUGAAAAUCAAAGAUCUCUACACAUCAAGUGCUGAUUCUGAGACUGGAGAAAAGGGUCUAAUUGAUCUUUCACGCUAUAUUAAAUACCAUGGUAUCGAUUCUGAUCAGUCACUCAAAUCAGAAACUCCAACCAUUACUCAUCUCUCUCAGAAAGCAAGAUUAAGCAAACUUGAAAACAUUAUUCUCAACUUGGAUAUUAGCAAGUUAGACAUUCCAUUUGAUACUAUUCGAGAUUUGUGCAGUUACAAAGAUCAUACCAUGUGCAGAAUGAACAUUUAUGCCCAUUGCAUUUUGAAGAAGGACUUUAUUGGUCCUGUUAGAACAUAUUUGGAAGAAGUGAGUCUUUCAGAUUUGGGUUCUCCAGAGUCUCAAGAAAAAGCUGACGCUAUUCUCAAAUACUUUUAUAAUAUAAUUACCAAUGGAACGAUUUUCACAGAUGCUUAUCAAAUCACUGAUUUUGAUAUUUUGAGAAAGGUCAAACGGUUGAUUAUUGAUUUCAUUUUUGAACAAAGUCGAAUGUCACACUCCAAGAUUUUACAAGGAGAGUCUGGAUCAUCUCAGAGAAAAGGUCUUCGUACUGAAGUAGCACUCGUGAAUCUUGAGAAAUUGAUCAAAUUCAAUCCAAAGGAUACUUUUGAAGUGCUAAAGUUAUACUUUGAAGAAUUACAAGUUGAAAGAGGAAUUGACACCUCUCCGUUCUAUGUCAACUUCCCAAAACCUAUCAAAUGUCCUUUGCAAGAUCAAGAUGACGAUAGAGAUAACAUUCUCGAAGAUUUUGUAAUUACUUCGUUUGCUGAUUGUGUCAAUGAAGGAAGCAAUGCGAUCAAGAAGUGGGUGCCAAAAUUGAAAAAGGAAGAGUUGAUUGAAGCCAUGAAAAACUUUGUUUUAGAUCCUCCACAAGGAGAGCUAGACAUUGAAUUAGAUGGACCAAUCUUCUCGUUGAAAGAAAAGAAGUAUUUGUACGAAUUUUUAGGAGAAAUGAUUGCAAGAAAUAUUCUUUCUGAAGACAAGGGCCAAAUUAAGAGAAUUUACACUCAUCUAUGUCACGACACAGUGUUGACAAGUUACGAAACUAAAGAAUUACUCAAACAAUUCAAAGAGCAUGAAAAGGCUACCAGUGACCUAAAAAAGAGCAAAGAAGGAACAAAGGUUUCAUUUUUCGGAAUGGAAAGUCGACAAGAUAGUCUUGAAAAGCUCAUGAAACAAUCUGCUUUCUUUGAAGAACGAAAACAAUAUUUAGUGAAAGAAUACGAUUUCAAGGAGCACCGUCAACAAAUUGUGAUUCGAAUUUUAGAAAAACUUGAGAGCUCUAACGAACAAACGAUUAGUGCCAUUUUGGUCCGAUUAAUUGAUUUUGCUCAAGAAAAUAAUUGUUAUGACGUUGCUGUGUAUUUGAAUAGAAAGAAGAAAGAUUACAAGGCAGUCAUUAAGAACUUUAUUGAUGACUUGAAAUUGAAAAAAUCCAUUGGUCAUAGCAAGCCACAGGUUCCAGUUUUUGAAUACAUUUCUGAAUUGGCAAACGACAGUGAAGUGGUCAGCAUUUAUAUUCAUGAUGCCAUUCUUGACCAUUUACUUGAUUUGAUGAGAGCUGACAGUGAGGAAAUGACUCUUCUCAUUGUGAAAUAUUUCCCAACCAUCCAUCCACAAGUUCUCAACGCACUCAUUACUUCAAGCAUCAAGAAUGUAGAAGAUGAAAGAUUACUAUUCAACUAUCUUUCUAAAAUUAUUAACAUCUAUGAAGGAAAUAACUCGGACAUAUUGGACAGUAGUUCCAAAGUUGGUGAAUCUGCCAAUGCCUAUUAUUCAAACAUGUCACGAGCUAAAAUUGAAGUUGAUAUGGAACUGCAAUACCAAUACAUUAGACUCUUGUGUAAAUUUGAACCACAUAGAGUAUGUGACUGGCUUCAAACCCAUCAAUUCCCAGGAGAAAAGGCAGAAGACAUUCUUGAAUAUUGUAGGAACAUUCCAGAUGCAGUCAGUUUCUUGUUGGAAAGAAAUGGUGAAGUGAUGGAAGCUUUAAAUAUUGUCCUCAAGAAUAUUGUACGCGAGACCAGUAUUUUAGAAGAUUGUCUUUCACAAGUUGCACAAAUUCUGGAUCCUAACAAUUAUCGUUUCAGCAAGUAUCGUCACAUUCGUGAUGUGAAAGAGAGAGAACGCAUCCAAGGCACUGACAUGACUUCCAAGAAAUUUGAUGAACUCGCAGAAAAGGAUGGUAAAUUCUUUAAUGUGGAAAGUGUGUUAGGUUUGAUCGAUUUGGACGACAUUCCUCUCGAUAAAUAUCUCGAAAUUAGAAAGAAUGUACUCAUCAAGAAGGGGCUCAUCCCACCCUCCAUUUUAACACCAUCCGAUGACAAGGAUGGUACUUCUGGACAGAACACUUCUGAUCAACAACAACAACCCGCUACCAAUCCAUUGUAUUAUGGUUUAGAUGAUGAAUUUAUUGGACGUGGACCUGUUGCUCUCAAAGUCGAAGAUUUACCAGAAUCUAAAAAGAUUCGUAAAGAACUUGCUGUCGCCAUUUCCAUGUGUCGAAGAAAUACACAACGAAAGACAGUAGACGAAAAGCAAGUGAAACAACUUUGGUUUAAAUUGAUGGAUCAGUUCAACGUUCCAUUUAGCGAAUAUUACAAAUCUUAUCGAUUGAGUAAUGUCGAUUCUUCUUCAGGCAAUUCCAAGAAGGAUACAGAUGAUGAAAAUUCUUCUGAUUCUUCACGACUUCAGGCAACUCAGGAGAGUGACAUUGAUCGAAUCAAACAAAAAAUUGAACAAACCAAGAAUUUGAGAAAAACCAAAGAACAAGAAUUGCUUGAAAAGGAAAAAGAGUUGAAAGAUCAACAAGACGAAGAAGAAAAGAAGGAUAUUUCCAAAGAAAUUGAACGAAUGAAAAAAUACAUUUCACUCCAAUUGAAAAAAGAAAAAGAUUUACAACGACAAAUUCAAGAAAUUAUUGAGCGAAGCAAAUUAGAACAAGAAAAAUCCAAUCAAAUGCAUAAUUUGGCCAAAUUGUGGCUUCAACUCAUUCAACUCAAAUUCCUGAGAGUGGUGGUCUUAUCUGCCAUUGGAAGUAUGCCCAUUCCAGAAAUUUUGAAGAAACUCACAAGAGAAAACGCAAAAGCUGACUUUUCCAUGUAUCGACAAAUUUUACUUCAUUUACUUGACAAGUAUCGAUAUGAUUUGAAAUUAUUACAAAAUGCUUACAAUGUCGUGGAAGAGGAUACGUUCACAUUGAGCAAAAAGUUUAGUGAUCGACUCAUGAGAGGUCUUUGUCCAACAGUUCCAAAAUGUAUGCUCACAGAUACUGUGUUGACUCCUGAAGUUGAUGAAGAUGAAGAUGAUGAAAAACAAGAAUCAAAGAAGGGUAAAAAGGAAAAGAAGUUUGAUGUGAUUCGAUUGUUUGAUACUGGUUACGCGUAUCGAUUGUCAGCACUUGGAAAUGUCACUCGUUGUCCAACAACAACAACUUCUGUCAGAAAGAAGAAAUUUGAGUAUGAGAAGAGCAAAUCCAUUACCGAAGUUAAGAAGAUUACAAACGAAUUGUCGAGACUAUCCUCUGUAGAGACAAUGGUGAAAAAGAAACCAACAGUCAAGCUCUAUAAGACAGUUCUCAAAGAAUCCCAAAUGGUACGUGCAGCUAAAAAGACUGGAACAGAAAUUGUGUUCAGUGGAAUGGAAAAGCCACUGUUGCCACCCGUGUAUGAAGAGACAACAUUGCUCAUUCCAACUCUCUUCUCAACAACCACUUCGAGAGAUGUCACAACUUCAGGUUCGAUGGAAACUAGUGUAGAUACGUCUGUAAUUUUGGAAGAUUUGAGAGGUAUUUCACAGGAACAGAUUGUGGAUACACUCAUUGAAAAUGCCAUUCAAUUUUAA